UAAAAAAUACAGUCCCGAGCGUUGCACGUCGUCUGGAGUUUCCGUGACUGCUGACUGCAUUCAACCAGGAAAAAAACAUUUUACACAACAAUGUCUGGAUCCGCACGUGCAGGUUCCUCGUCCGGGCUUUCAUUGCCUAAAUGGCAAAUAGCUUUAGCUAUUGGAGCUCCAGUAGCCUUAGGACUCGGUAUAUGGUAUUAUCGAUCGAGGAAAACUGGAAUUCAGCCUGCAGACAAGGAAGACAAGCAGAGCAAGAAAAGUGUAGAAGAUGUAGCUACUAGUGUCACAGUCACUGGUGAAACUCAACCACCCAAGAAAGCCAACGGAAUAGAUAACAGCACUGGAAAAAGUGCUGCUCCAGUGGUAGAAGAAGACCCUAACAAGCAGGCCCAAACAUACAAGAACAAAGGCAAUAAGUAUUUCAAAGAAGGCAAAUAUUCAGAUGCGAUCAAGUGCUACCAACAAGCCAUAGAUAUCUGUCCAAAAGACAACACAGAUAUUUCCCUUUUCCACCAGAACCGGGCAGCCGCCUUUGAACAACUGAAAAACUAUGAAGCUGUCAUUAAAGACUGCACAGAAGCUCUCCAGUACAACUCAAAGUAUGUCAAAGCUCUGCACAGAAGAGCAAAGGCCUAUGAAAUAACAAAGCAGUUAGAGGCAUGCUUAGAAGAUAUUACCGCUGUAUGCAUAUUGGAGGCCUUUCAGAAUCAGUCAUCAUUAUUGAUGGCUGAUAGAGUGCUUAAAGAUUUAGGGAAGGAACAUGCCAAAGAAGCCAUGCUAAACCGACAGUCUGUCAUUCCGUCCAAACACUCUGUCAACACUUUCAUGUGUUCUUUUGCGGAAGACCCCGUUUUUAAUCUACUAAAACAGGACAAUACGAUGCAACCAGAAACAGAUGAAGAAAAGAGCUAUUUCGCCAAAGCCUUGGACAAGUUGAGAGAGAAAGAAUUCGACCCCAUUAUUGAAUUGUGCACGAAUGAACUCGAAUCUGAAGCGGGUGACAUAACAAUCAAAAGACUUGCAAGGCUUCUACGAGGAACGUUCCUUUCCCUACUUGGCGAGCAUGAAAAAGCCUUGGACGAUUUUUCUUCAGUAUUCAACGACCCUGAAACAGACCCCAAGGUUAGGGUGAACGCCUUGGUGAAAAGGGCCACUCUCCGGAUGCAACUUGGUUCCCCUGAAGAAAGUUUACACGAUUUGCUGAUGGCCGCCGAGCUCGGGCCAGAAAAUGCUGACGUCUUCCAUCACAGAGGACAGGUUUACAUGUUGCUGGAUCAAGCCAGUGAAGCCAUGAGUGAUUUCGCCAAAGCUGUUUCUCUGAAUGGAGAUUUUCCCAUUGCUCUUGUCCAGAAGCUCUACACAGACUACCGAGCCGCUGUAGCGAUGAGCAACGCCGGAGAAGUCGUUGCAUCAUUGGCAGCGUUCGAAGAUGCCAUCCGCCGAUUCCCUACUUGCCCUGAAUGCUUCCUUCUCUAUGCACAAGUGUUGUCUGAUCAACAAGAGUUUGUGAAGGCCGACGAGUUGUUUAUGAAAGCUCUUGAAGUGGACCCUCACAACGCCACUGCAUAUGUGCAUAGAGGUCUGCUCCAGCUGCAGUCUACUGGUAACGUUGAAUUGGCAACUAAGCAUAUCGAAGAGGCUAUACGAAUGGAUGACAAGUGCGAAUUCGCAUACGAGACUCUUGGUACGAUCGAAGUUCAACGCGGCAACCUACGACGGGCGAUCGAGCUUUUUGAUAAAGCUAUUCCGUUAUCGAAAACGGAAGCCGAGGUUUCGCACCUCUUUUCAUUGAAAGAUGCAGCUCUGGCCCAACUUAAAGUGGCCCUUAAUCUUGGCGUCACCCUACCUUCUGCCAUGAACUGAUGACGACUAAGAAAGAAAAAGAAAAAAAACGAUUUGACUAUUUCCUGAAUUCCCUGUAGACUUAAGUCUUUCACAACUUAUUAUGGAAUCGACCUUAAAACGCAAAUUUAGCUUGAAUAACCGAGUCACCGUCUUGUUCGUCAGGGUUUGUUUUGUUAAAUGUGGGUAGUAAUAUUUGUAAUAAAAGAAACAAGAACAA
Messenger RNA from Daphnia pulex (common water flea), 2062 nucleotides. RefSeq names its product mitochondrial import receptor subunit TOM70-like (gene Tom70). Gene Ontology annotation, molecular function: protein binding. The transcript is spliced from 10 exons. The record is from RefSeq and is a predicted model, not a curated record. NCBI's taxonomy places the organism in Eukaryota, Metazoa, Arthropoda, Branchiopoda, Diplostraca, Daphniidae. The coding region runs from base 91 to 1863 and encodes 590 amino acids.